Molecule: messenger RNA, 2118 nt
Organism: Sorex fumeus (smoky shrew)
Lineage: Eukaryota; Metazoa; Chordata; Mammalia; Eulipotyphla; Soricidae
Gene: MTX1
Product: metaxin 1
Biological process (GO): mitochondrion organization
Cellular component (GO): SAM complex
Source: RefSeq, a predicted model, not a curated record
GGUCUGGGGGCUCAGGGGCCCCUCAUCCGCUGAGAGAGCAUCGUUGGGGGCCACCACUUCUCUUUUCUGGAAGCCACAGUCGGCCAGGCAGCGUCAGCAAGUGGGCAUUACUCCACAGUUGGCACGAGAGGAUGCCAAGGGAGUGGCCAAGCCUCGCUCGCUCUAGCGUCCCGGGGAUGCCCACAUGGCACCGAGUUUGCUGCUCAGACCAAGCGAGCACGCUUUAAUGGGGCGGGGGGCGCACUGAUAUGUGUCUGCGCCUCCAUUUUUUUCUCCUAAGGAGCCGUCUGGAAGCGUUCGCCGGGCUCUGGGGGGCGCGUGUGAAACCGUGCGCGAGAAGGGAGGGGAGACCUCCGUCCAGGUGGAAGGGGGCGCCGGGGAGGGAGAGAGCAGGGAAACCCCGCAGAGGGACCGGGCAGGGCGGGAGCACUCCGGGGUGCAGGCGAACCGGCCGUGACCCGGAUGGGGGGCAGGGCGCCGCGCCCGGGUCCCCGUUACCCGGCAACAGCGCCAGCGCGCCCGCCUCCCCCGCCGGCUCCCGCCCGGCCCCGCUCCGGCCGCCGCCGCCCCUGUUUUGUUUCCUUGGCGACAGGCGGCGCGGGGAAGUCUCCAAACAUAACGCGCAGUGGAAAACACGCGGCUCGGGGGCCUCCCCCCGCAGCCCCCGCUCGGGGCCGCGUCCUGCGGGGCCCGGGAGCAGGCCCGGCCACGUGCAGCGCGGGGAGAGUCCCAGGCGCUGGCCCCGGCCCGAGAGAGCCCUUUCUCCGGGGCUCGCCCAGCCUCGGGGGCUUCUUCGCUGCCCGCGGCAGCGGCGCCUAGACCCGCCGAGACGCCCCCAGACGCCGGCCCUUCCCCCACUCCGGGAGCCGCCUCUGGAUCCAGCACGGCCGCCCGCCCCGAAUCCCUCGGCGACGCCCCUCGGCGCCCCGCCACCUCGGAAGCCGCGAGCGGAGGCGCCGCCCCCGGAGGCGGGGCCUGCGGGGCCACCGCCCGCGCGGGAGGCGGUACUUCCGGGACAGAGGGCGGGCAAGAUGGCGGCGCCCAUGGAGCUCUACUGCUGGGCCGGGGGCUGGGGGCUGCCGUCGGUGGACCUGGACUGCCUGGCCGUGCUGGCCUAUGCCAGAUUUACUGGUGCCCCACUCAAGGUGCACAAGAUCACCAACCCCUGGCGGAGCCCUUCAGGGACUCUGCCUGCUCUUCGGACCGCUCAGGGAGAGAUCAUCUCAGUACCAUGCAGGAUCAUCAGCCAGCUCCGGAAAGAGAAGUACAAUGCAGAUUACGAUCUGUCAGCGAGGCAGGGGGCAGACACGUUGGCCUUCCUGUCUCUGCUCGAGGAGAAGCUGCUGCCUGUCCUGAUUCACACUUUUUGGGUGGAUGCCAAGAACUACGUGGAAGUGACCCGGAAGUGGUACGCAGAAGCCAUGCCAUUCCCCCUCAACUUUUUCCUGCCUGGCCGCAUGCAGCGGCAGCACAUGGAGCGCCUGCAGCUGCUGUGUGGCGAGCACAGGCCCGAGGAGGAGGAGCAGCUGGAGAAGGAGCUGUACCAGGAGGCGCGGGAAUGCCUCACCCUUCUCUCCCAGCGCCUGGGCACGCAGAAAUUCUUCUUCGAAGACACCCCUACCUACCUGGACGCCUUUGUCUUCAGCUACUUGGCGCUGCUUCUGCAGGCCAAGCUGCCCAGCGGCAAGCUGCAGGCCCACGUGCGGGCACUGCCCAACCUCUGCGCUUACUGUACUCACAUCCUCAGCCUCUACUUCCCCUGGGAUGGAGCUGAGGGGCCACCUCCACGCCACCCACCCACGGGCCCAGAGGCUGAGGAGGAGCCGUACCGGCGCCGGACCCAGAUCCUUUCGGUGCUGGCAGGGCUGACCGCCAUGGUGGGCUAUGCCCUGCUCAGCGGCAUCGUCUCUAUCCAGCGGGCCACGCCAGCCCGGACCCCAGGCACACGGGCCCUGGGCAUGGCCGAGGAGGACGAAGAGGAAUGAUUCGUCCUUGUGUCUCUCACCCCACCCCCGGACUGGUUUUUCUACUGCCACGCAUUCCAGGGUCCCCCAGGUCUUCCUGUUGGUAUGGCCAAACACUGGGUGCCAUCCCCAGAAUAAAUUGCUCCCUGACAGG